AUGCAAUUCUCUACCAUCACCUUCCCAAUCCUCGCCCUCUUCCUCACCAACACCCUCGCUAUGCCCUCGAGCCCCAACACCAACGUCCUCGAUUCUCGCAGCGACAGCUGCUACAGCUCCUGCUCCUGCGGCACUGUCGUUCCCGCCUGCCUAGGAGCCAAAGUAGUCGGACAAACCAAGUGUCGCUGUGACGGACAAGCCGGAACUUGCGAUGUGGUUAUGUGUCCAGAUCUUUCUCUUAAGCAAGUGUUGGUUUGCGGUCAAGAAGGUACUGGAUGUGUUUGGGUUUAA
This is a messenger RNA of Botrytis fragariae, 291 nucleotides long. Its product is annotated as putative signal peptide-containing protein. Lineage: Eukaryota; Fungi; Ascomycota; Leotiomycetes; Helotiales; Sclerotiniaceae. The record is from RefSeq and is a predicted model, not a curated record. The transcript is spliced from 2 exons. The coding region runs from base 1 to 291 and encodes 96 amino acids.